AUGACGUUUCUAAAUACUGUACAUAAUAUAAGCAGAAUAAAUAAAAGAUUCCUGCCAAAUCUUUUAAAGUGUGGCACGAGGAGCAUAUCAACGCAGUCAAACAGCUCAAAAUCAAACGAGUACGAUGUAUUUAUAGUGGGAGGAGGAACGACGGGGACAGCACUGUUCUACACUCUGUCAAAAUUUACAGAUGUGAAGAGGAUCGCACUUUGUGAAAGAAGGGAAGGCUAUGCCCUUUCAGCAUCAUACCCGAAAAACAAUAGCCAAACAAUACACUGCGACAUCGAGAGCAACUACACCACGGAAUCAGCAAGGAAAGUGAAGAGAGCAGCAGACAUACUGAGAAACUACCUGACGAAACUGCCUAAAGAUGACUUGGAUAAUAUUGCAAUCGAAGGGCAGAAGAUGCUGAUAGGGGUGGGAGACAGGGAGUGUGAGUUUAUAGAGAAGAGAUACAAGCCGUUCAACGAAAUAUUCCCGUCAAUAGAGUACCUGACGAAAGAAGAGAUUGCGAAGGUGGAGCCUAACGUAAUAUACCGAAAGGACAAAAGUCCGAGGCCAGAGGACGUGAACGCACUGUACGUGAGAAACGAACUCACGACGAUCAACUUCCUGAAGCUGUCGGAAAUGUUCGUGAGGACGGCGGAGAACCCGGACAAGCACCUGACGACGAUGAUGAACACUGAGGUCAAGGGCGUGGAGAGAGAGGGAAAGGGCUUCAAGGUGAAGACGACAAAGGGGGAUUUCGCUGCGAGGUUUGUGAUAUUCGGAACGUGCGGAUACUCGCUGCUCUUCGCACACAGGAUGGGCUUCGGCCUGGAGUACAGCGUGCUGCCGGUGGCAGGAAGCUUCUACUUCUCGCAGAACAUUCUGAGGGGGAAGGUGUACACAGUGCAGAACCCUCUGCUGCCCUUCGCAGCAAUACACGGAGACCCGGACAUAGUGGCGGAAAACCAGACGAGGCUGGGGCCGACGGCGCUGCCGCUGCCUCUGCUCGAGAGGUACAACCUGGCGAGCUUCCCGGACUUCCUGAAAGUGUUCAGGCUCGACCACAGAGUGCUGCUGGUAUACUUCGACCUGUUCAAGCAGCGAGACAUAAGGAACUACGUCCUGAAGAACUUCAUGUUCGAGGUCCCGGUCCUCUCGAGGUGGCUCUUCCUGCGGGACGCCAGGAAGAUUGUGCCCUCGCUGGAGUACGGGGACGUGGUCUACUCGAAGGGCUUCGGCGGCGUGAGGCCGCAGCUGGUGGACAAGAAGAACAGGAAGCUGCUCUUCGGAGAGAGCAAAAUAAGGUCCGGCGACGGCCUCAUCUUCAACAUAUCCCCGUCGCCGGGAGCGACCACGUGCCUGGCGAACGCAGUGGGCGACGUGCGGGAGGUGUGCGAGUUCCUCGGCGCUACAGUCUACGAGGACAAGAUAAAGACGCACCUCCUGGAGGGCGACUACGCAGUGACAACGUAG
Theileria orientalis strain Shintoku is the source of this 1461-nucleotide messenger RNA. RefSeq lists its product as uncharacterized. Gene Ontology annotation, cellular component: cytoplasm. Gene Ontology annotation, molecular function: (S)-2-hydroxyglutarate dehydrogenase activity; L-malate dehydrogenase (quinone) activity; (S)-2-hydroxy-acid oxidase activity. The transcript has 6 exons. The record is from RefSeq and is a predicted model, not a curated record. Bases 1 to 1461 code for a protein of 486 amino acids. Gene Ontology annotation, biological process: tricarboxylic acid cycle. Lineage: Eukaryota; Apicomplexa; Aconoidasida; Piroplasmida; Theileriidae.